Molecule: messenger RNA, 573 nt
Organism: Hibiscus syriacus
Lineage: Eukaryota; Viridiplantae; Streptophyta; Magnoliopsida; Malvales; Malvaceae
Product: glutathione S-transferase F13-like
Exons: 3
Cellular component (GO): cytoplasm
Molecular function (GO): glutathione binding; glutathione transferase activity
Source: RefSeq, a predicted model, not a curated record
UUCGAGCUCGUACCUGCCGACCUUUUUGCCGGCGAACACAAGCAGCUUCCUUUCCUAGCUAAGAAUACCUUUGGUCAGAUUCCAGUGCUGGAAGAUGGUGAUCUGAGUCUUUUCGCUAGGCUGGCAAUCUGUGCAUAUGUGACCGAAAAGUUCAAGGAAGCCGGCAACGAUCUCAUCCGGCACCAAAGCCUUAAAGAGGCCGCCGAAGCGAAAAUGUGGAUGGAGGUUGAAUCCCAGAAAUACCACCCCGCGAUUUCCCCGAUCAUCUUCGAGUUGUUCGCGGCACCACUGCAGGGAAAGUCCCCGGAUCAAGGAAUCAUCGAUGACAACAUGGAGAAGCUAGGCAAAGUAGUAUCCGUAUAUGAAGAUAAACUUAGCCGCACCAAGUACCUCGCCGGUGAUUUCUACCGCUUGGCCGAUUUGUUCCACUUGUCUUUCACUUACUAUUUCAUGAAAACUCCAUGCGCUAAUCUCAUAAAUGAGCGUCCACACGUUAAAGCUUGGUGGGAAGAUAUUUCUUCAAGGCCCGCUUUCCAGAAGGUGGCUUCGGAUAUGAAUUAUAAUUUUUCUUAA